Molecule: messenger RNA, 2358 nt
Organism: Ooceraea biroi (clonal raider ant)
Lineage: Eukaryota; Metazoa; Arthropoda; Insecta; Hymenoptera; Formicidae
Source: RefSeq, a predicted model, not a curated record
UUGCGCGUCAGUCUGCGCCAAGCCCUCGACGUAGGAGUUGCGCUCUCUUGGUGCGUCGAGAAAACAGCUGUUGGGACCCUUGGUCACCGAUGCACAGAAGAGCAGCGAGAGCUGGUCAAAGAAUUAGGGACUCAGUGAGUUAAAUUAAGUGCGUGCGAGAAAUUUUCCGAAAAGUUUCCGAAACUUCGACUUCGGUUGGUCUUAUAUCACCGUGGAAAUCGGUUCAGCUAUGUCUCUGGAGGAAUCUCGGAGAUCGCAGCGACCGUAUAGGUACGGCAUGGUCCUCUUAUGCGUUGGUGCUCUCAUAAACUGGUUGGGUCUGGCAGAGAACUAUGUCGAACCGGUACGUUACGUCGGUGUCGCCUGCAUUGUCGCCGGUGCCCUUCUCAUUUGCGCCGCAAUGUGCUGCUGGUUGCACGCUCCGCCAAGUAGAACGAGCUCGCAAACGCAACACGCGAGCCAUCCGAUCACGGCACAGAUCGAUGACCCGAUCCACGUGAUCACUAUCGAGGAACCGUCCGGCGUGUCGAGACAGAAGCCACCGGAUUACGAAGCGGUGACGGAUGCACCACCGAGCUACGAUGAUGCCAUCAAGCUGAAUCCUAGUCAAUUAGUCAGGUUGAGCAAUGGCAGCACGCCGCCGUUAUCCUCAGGACAAAUGAUCCCGACGAGCAUCAGCAUCGUUUCUCCCACACUAACACCACCACCGCCGUACGCGAGGUGAGGCGGUGCUGGAAAUAGAGAGCAACGAAUCCGGAGAUUCGCGACGCGCUGGAGAAUCGACGAGACGUCGUUAUCGAGCGCGAACGAGCGUUCGCGUCGCAGGCGACGAAUGAUGCGAUUGCCACGGGACAAUAUCGUAGUUCGUCCUCGCAGGAUACGAAUACGUAGCUGCGCGAAGAAUGUUUCAGUCACAAGGAGUCCAGCCGUCCAGAAGACCACCUAACGUUUCGCGAGUUAAAAUUAAGGGAGGAUCUCUGCGACCUCUGCACCACUCCUUGAACGUCGACUGCUUGCAUUAUUAGCUCAUGGACACUGCGGACACCACGUCGACAAUGUCAUUUAAUGACUCGGUUGACUCUUCCUUCGCAACGUUACAUACUUGCUAUGAUCAUCGAAACAGACAGACGGAAAUCAUUGAACGAUCACGAAUUCGUUGAUCACGCAGAUGUCCGAUUCAUUAAACGCGGCCUAAGGAUUCACCAGGAUUCAUCAUACCAUAAUACUAAUCCUGUUCUCAUGUUCUCAUUCGUUGAAAGUUUCGGAGGAUCUCCUUCGUGGAGUCGCGCGCAUCUGAGAAGCUGAAGAUGUAGAAAAGUAGUCCACGUAACGGCGUACCAGAACACAAUGCACAGCUGUAAACGGAAGGAUUCGUCGUACUUUGUUACUUUCAGCGUGACUUGAUGAUCACCUCAACGAAAAAAUGCCGCGAUGAGUUAUGUCGUAGCGUCUGCGGUUUCUGCCGACCGCGCUCUUGCCUGGUCAACUUGUAGCCGCGAGAUUGAAGUAACGACGAAGUAAAGACUUUUGAUGCUGGGACGUUCCGUUCGACUCGUGGCCGGCUACUCAUUUAAUUUAACAAUAACGAACUGCGCCUGAUUGACGCCGAACUGAUCUGCAGAAACAACGAAACUCCUUCAAGUUAAAUCGAUGGAGCAAGUUUACGAGCGAUUUGGAAAACGCGCGGUUUUACCUCGUCAUACAUGUUAUCUGAAAAGUGACGCAAGUAAAGUCAACAUCUCGCUGAAAUAUGUAAAUCGCAUCGAUUUAUAUUCAUGCUUCUUAUCGCGCUAUGCCGCGUCCCAAAAUUCGCGUUGAUUUACGUCACUUUUGAGAUAAACAACUCAAUCGCUAUUCAUCACUAAUCGAUUAAUCAUUUAAUUAUUAAUGACGAUUACACGCGACGCGAAGAUGCUCCGAUACAUACUUUUGUUCUCAAACCCUUGGUAAGGGUACACUGAAGAUCACACAUCCCCCGUCCCCGGACUAGGUUUAAAAGAAGUGUUAGUAAUAGAGUAUUUGGCGCGUUGCGAGCUCAGUGUGCGCAAAUUUAUCGCAGAAUGAUCUUUCGUUAUAUCACCUCAGUGUCUCUAAUGUUAAACUACACACACACACGCGCGCGCGCGCACACGGCACAUUUAUGCGAAAUCAGUUCGCACGUCCAUUUUAUUGUGAUAUACGUAUAUAUACAUAUAUAAAAUAUAUAUAUAUAUAUACAUGUAUAAAUUAUUAUACAUACGUACGCAUAGAUAUACGCAUAGAUAUACGAAGCAACACUGUCAAACGUAACGGCAACGCUUGUAAGAUAAGACUUUUUUAUAUUGGAAAUACAAAUACAGAAUACGAGAUUUUUUCUAG